Molecule: messenger RNA, 303 nt
Organism: Stylonychia lemnae
Lineage: Eukaryota; Ciliophora; Spirotrichea; Sporadotrichida; Oxytrichidae
Source: the annotation of a GenBank genome assembly
AUGAUUGCUUCAACAAGAAGACUUAAUCAUUCCGAGUUAAGGGAUCUGUCUGGAAGAUAAGCAAGUAGCUCUUUGAUAAUAUAAAGUGAUGUAUCUCCAAUUAAAUCAAUUAAUGGAAAGGAUUAUCUCCUACCCGAAAUAGGAUUGAAUAAAUUUAGAGAUUAGUAACUCAAUCCAGAAUCUGAACUAAAUCCAUUUAAAGUUUCUAAAAAUCCAGAAAAACUUUUGGCAUUAAAUGAAAGAGAAAGAGAAAAGAGCAGGUUAUUGAUAUUGAAAAAGAAACUUCAAUAAGAUGAAAGUUGA